CUCGGCCCAGCCCUCUCCCCGCGCCGGGCCCAUGGCCAAGCGGCGUGCGGCCGAGCCGCUGGCCUUUCACGUGCCGUGGAAGAGACCCUUCUACGACCUGUCGGCCCCGGAGGAGCAGCCGCCGCCGGCGGCCCCGCUCUGGCUCCCGCCGCAUCCAGAGCUGUCCCGAAAGCGCAGGAUCGACGCGGGAGCCAUGGCAGACCCUUCGGCCUCUCCCAACAAGCGCCGCGACAGCGGGGACGGCAGCGGCCCGGGCGACGGCGAGGAGGAGCCUGAGGACCGGAGCCUGGAGCCCGGCGAGCCGUCGCCGCUGCGGCCGGCCCCGGAGGAGGAGCCCUGCCCUGCCCGGCCCCUUCGGGGCGGCGGCGGCGACGACGGGGCGGGCCGCGCAGGGUCCCCUCGCGGAGCCUGGGGGGCCGCGGCGCUGCAGCACAGUGAAGACUUUUGGCAGUAUAAUACCUUCCAGUAUUGGAGGACUCCUCUGCCGCCUGUGGAGCUGGCAGAUAUCACGGACGCGAGUGAAGCUCGCCUGGCGGAAGCGGCCAGCCAGGACAGGGACGGCGCGGCCGAGGUCGACAUGGAGUCCUGACACAGGAGCGGAACGGAACUGGGGAAUUCAUGUGUUCUUAAGGACAUUUUUUUCCAUGCUCAAUAUGAUGUUUCCGAACUUGAAAAAUGAGAAGUUGUUUUGAAGAUACAAUGCUUGCCGUUACUACUGAACUUCCCGACAUGGAUUUGUCAGAGACAACAUGCUGUCAUAUGUGUAUUGUUACAAGAAGAGUUUGUUUGGAUUCUGAAGCUAUUGAUCUUAUGUAAAGAAUUCUGGCAGUUUUAGCAAUAUAUGUAGGAAGCAUUCAAAUAUUGAAUUGUUUUUAUAACUUAUUAAUAAAGUACUUUCUAAUGCA
Ochotona curzoniae (black-lipped pika) is the source of this 905-nucleotide messenger RNA. RefSeq names its product chromosome unknown C9orf40 homolog (gene CUNH9orf40). The record is from RefSeq and is a predicted model, not a curated record. Bases 32 to 589 code for a protein of 185 amino acids. The transcript has 2 exons. NCBI's taxonomy places the organism in Eukaryota, Metazoa, Chordata, Mammalia, Lagomorpha, Ochotonidae.